Molecule: messenger RNA, 1028 nt
Organism: Annulohypoxylon maeteangense
Lineage: Eukaryota; Fungi; Ascomycota; Sordariomycetes; Xylariales; Hypoxylaceae
Product: SelR-domain-containing protein
Exons: 2
Coding region: 197-796 (199 amino acids)
Biological process (GO): protein repair; response to oxidative stress
Molecular function (GO): peptide-methionine (R)-S-oxide reductase activity
Source: RefSeq, a predicted model, not a curated record
UUUCUGACGACAUCAAUUGCCUCGACAAGAGAAGCAGAUUCAAGGGUCCGAUACAAUAAUACCUUAAAUACUUAUGCAUAAUCAACGUUGAUUCCAAAUCAUCCCCUUUCCAUCUUUUCAUGAUUCCAUCUCAUGUAAAUUCGUUAUAAUUAAAAUAGUAUAUAUAGACAUACAGCACCUUUUCAACAGAGAGGUAAUGCGAUUACCUCCGUUCUCCAACUUGCUCCGUACUUUCCAUUCCUUCUCUUACUACGCUAGAGUGCGUCCUUCAGCUCAACAAUCACUAUCGCGCAACCCAUCGACGUUAAAGUCUAUGUCGAUUAUACCAUUCUUCGGUAGUUUAUUUGGAUCAAGUUCAAACCAACCUAGCACCAUGUCGUAUCCAGACCAGAGAUCCAGCGAUGAGUGGCGUGCCGUUCUCACUAAAGAACAAUUUAGAAUUCUCAGGGAAAAGGGUACCGAGGCCCCAGGGUCUGGCAAAUAUGAUAAAUUCUUUUCUGAUGCUGGCGUUUAUACAUGUGCGGGUUGUAACACGCCAUUGUACAAGGCAAACCAUAAGUUCAAGUCUGGCUGUGGAUGGCCAGCUUACUUUGAUAGUAUUCCUGGCGCUGUCACAAGGCAUGAGGAUAAUACUUGGGGUAUGGCAAGGACCGAGAUAUGCUGUGCCAACUGCGGUGGCCACCUGGGCCACGUUUUUAAGGGCGAGGGGUACGCUACACCAACUGACGAGAGGCACUGUGUCAACAGUAUCAGCUUGAACUUCUCACCCGAAGAUAAGCCAGCGGAAACCAAGUAAACAGAAUGGUGGAAAAGCAUCAGGUUCGAGGCCCUGGUGUUGUAUGAAUAACACUUGUUUUGUAUCCAUACUGUUUAGUGAGUCGGGUAGGCGAAAGUAUGAGGGGUGAAUGGGGUUGUUGAAUAGGACAUUUUAUCAACGUCGCCGCUCGAGCGACCUGAGCUUACCUAUAUUUGCAGAUAAUAUCGUUUGUGGCAUUAAAAACUUAACAAUAUCUGCAAGUCAACUGCUC